GCGAACAUCGUUGGUGGAAAUACGCUGAAGUUUAUUAGGUAUUUGCACGCCAUCUGAAGAACAACGAACGCCAGCUAUCGAUCGCAAGUUUAGCCCGUCGAAUCGUUUCGAAUUCGUAUUUGGAAUGAACCACAAUAAAAUCGCCACAAAUAAAGUAAACAGUCCAAACAAGUGCCUAGCGACAAAUAAGCAAACCAACUGCAACGCAUACGGAACAAACAAAAACACAAAUAUUUCCCAUAACUGCAAUAAAUCCACGAAGUCGAAACGAAGUUAGGCGUUUUUUUUACCAGAAAACUUGGACAAAUUUAACAAAAAACGGAUAUUAAUGCAAUCAGUUCGAGACAAGGAGACAGCCAGCGGAAGACUUAAGGAGCUCAAUACUUAUAGAGGCCAUAAUCAAAGAAAUAAAGCACCAUCAACCAGCAGUGAAAAGGAACGUCUUCAAUGAUAAACCUUCGAAAACUUUUAGAAAAUAAAAAACAUCCCAAUAAACCACAACAAAUACAAGACGCGAGAAAGGAUUUGGUAAAUCAUCCAAAACCAGUUCAACAAACAUAACACAGUAAACAUUAAAAAUUAAAUCACAAGUUUUAAAACGCAAAUAAAGAUAAGAACUCUCAACAACAGUUAAAUAAAGAAUAAUAAGAGAACUGCAAGCAAACAAUAAACUACAUUUAAAUGAAAAGCCAUAAAGAAACUUAAAGCCAUUGGAAACAAGCCAUACAAGCGGUCCAGAACCUAAAAAUUAAACACAAACCAACCAGCAACUCCACUCUACGCUCAAAAUUCAAAUUUCCCGCCAAGCGACCACACUGCGCAACACACGAGCGCUGCAUCCCUGGACUUCCGCCGCAUUCCAACACUGCAGGACUGUCAGCUGUCAGUUUUCCUGUGUGUGUGCGCGCGUGAGUGUGUGCGUGCACUUAAGAAACUUAAAUUCGCGUUCUUGGCCAAAAAACCCGGGUUGUUAAUAAGUUAUAGCGUUUUCCUCGACUGAGAACUUGGCCCCCAGGCAGACGGGCACAAAAACCGCCCUAGAAACGCGCCCGCCGCCGUCGAAAAGGCCGAAAACGCCAGCGAAACGCGCGCGUUGAGUGUUUUCUGUGUGGUUUUAUUUUUGGAAUAUAAAGCGAUCUGAUCUGAAAAGUGUGCCGCGGCCGGAUUCUAGAUAUUCAGAUUCCCAGCACCCGAAACCCAAACGCAAUAAUAGACGCGCGCGGUGCCUUGGAUCUCUACGGCUCCACGGUGGAGAACUUUUACCUCAGAAUGGAUCCGACGCGAGGUGACUCGCGGUACAAUCUCAACUACUCGAUGAGUAGCAUCGGGCUGAGCCUGGCGGAUCCGGCGGACAUGUACGGCAACCCGGCCCUGGGGGCGGGCCGCCCGCCCUCCGGCGGCCUGCUCCAGAACAUGGGCGGCGUUCCGCCGAUGCAGCGCCCCAAUCCCGCGGCAGGAGCACCCCCUGCCCCCCAAUGCCAAACGCUCCACAGCCCACAGCACGCCUCCCAGCAGCAGCAGCAGCAGCAACAACAGCAGCAGCAGCAACACCAGCAGCAGCAGCAACAGCAGCAGCAUCCCCAGCAGCAACGCGGCCUCAAGCGCUCCGGCAGCGACUGCUACGAGGAUCACCACCGCUCGUCCGGCGGACUUACCCUCCAAGGACUGGACAACGUGGCCAGCGGAGCCGUCGACGACAGCGUAGACAACUACAACCCGCUGCCCAACAAGAAGUCUCCGCCCGCCAACGGCAAAAAGACAAAGGGACGUGUCAAAAUCAAAAUGGAAUACAUCGACAACAAGCUGCGUCGCUACACGACCUUCUCCAAGCGCAAGACGGGCAUCAUGAAGAAGGCCUACGAGCUGUCCACGCUGACCGGGACGCAGGUGAUGCUGCUGGUGGCCAGCGAGACGGGCCACGUGUACACAUUUGCCACGCGCAAGCUGCAGCCGAUGAUCACCUCGGAGGCGGGCAAGCAGCUCAUCCAGACCUGCCUCAACUCGCCGGAUCCGCCCAGUGUGGGCGGCGGCGACCAACGGAUGUCGGCCACCGGGUUCGAGGAGACGGAGCUCAGCUACAACAUCGCCGACGAGGACUCGAAACCUCCACAGCCGGCAGCCUCCAGUCCCAGAAGCUGCGGAGCUCUUUAGCUCUGGAUCUCAGAGGCCUCCACACACAUGAUGGGGAUCCUCUCGUGGAGUGAAGUGGAGUGGAUCGUCGGCGCGUAGUGUGUGUGCUCCUCCUGGAGCGCACUGAAGAAUGCAUUUGAUCAGAUAAUGUAAUUCGCAUUUUAAAUUGAGGCGCAUUCCCAGUUAUACUUCUUCUCACAUGCAUUUACCUGGCCGUCGCAGGCAUCCUUCGAUUUGCGAGGCGGAGGAGUACGACUGCCGGACUGGGCUCCAGCCUCAUCUUCUCCAGAGGAGCCCCACGACCAUUCCGAUCCAGCAUUGCGGGCGUUGCAUUAUUACGCACAAGUAAAUCAUCGAAAGACGUCGCUGUUGUCCACCGUCGAAAGCCAACGGCUUGUUAAGUAAUUUAGUUGGCCUUUUUUGCCAACUCUCUCGGCGCAUUUUGCUUUUUCUAUAUGGCAUUUGGCAUAUUUGUUUAAAGAGCUUCUUGUGAGCUGAAUUUGUUAUUGUCUCUAUAAAUGUAAUAAAUUGGCAUUCAAUUAGGCCAAAGGUGUUUUGUUCUCUGGUGGGUAGAAGUGCUCGCUCGGCUCGACAGUUGAUCAAGAAAUUAUGGGAGGAUUUUAUGAAAUAGCAUUAUGAAAUGCACGUUCUCAUCUUAAUUAUAAUAGCCAUAAUUUACAGAACAGAAUCGGAUUUCCAUCGGCUGUGCUAUAAUUGCUUUUUAUUCAUUUCUCCUUGUAACUUGCGACGCCUUCACUUCGAUUUCCUGAUCCCGAAAUCUUUUAGCUACUUGGCCAAUCUUGGUUCGGGGCCAUCUGGCAUUAGCAUAUCGGUCAUAAGAUCUAUAACUAAACUCGGCGGACAGUUGACAGCUACUCCGCCCCGCAGACGGAUCAGAUUGGAUCGGACGGUACGGGAUCAUAUGGGAUCCGUCAUGCGAAGAGGCUCGUCCUGCUUUCUAACGAUGGCAUUUUUGAUAUUUGUGACACGCAGAUUUUCCAUCAGUGUCAACAAGGCAUUGUUCGGCGAACGUCAACGUGGUUGGUCUGGGUCCUCCGACCUGCGGUCCACCCCGUCCUGUCUCCCGAUCUCUCCCAGACUCCCAACUCCUGACUCAACUGACAGACUCGAUCGGCCGUCCGAUCGUCGUCGAUUUUUCAGCAUCAGAGCAAAGGCAGGCAAAGUUGGGCCAAUGCAAAACCGAAUGCAGCGCGUACAUUUGCAUAGACACAAAAUUAUAUGAGACCGAGACCGCGACCGGGCCCGAAACGCAGCUUCCUGGUCUUUUUGUGUCUGAAAUUUAUGUACCCACACAAUGGGGUAACAAAACAGUUGGAGGAGACCCGCUCCGCUGCUGGGGAGCCGUGGGGCCCGUGGUGUUGGCCUAAACACCAUUCUAGCGGUUUGUUUAGCUUGUUUAUUGGCAUGAAAAUCUAUCAAAAAUGCAUCAUGCAUUUUAUAUUUAUUGUACGUAAGUACAAAAAUAAUGUGCUUGACAUUUGACCCGGCCCAAACGACAACGGCGUUAUGGCCGGGCCACAUGUUGCCCAUGGUCUGUUGCCAAUGGCCAAGAUGCCAAGUCGCCAGGUUGCCGGCAAGUCUGCCAGUCUGCAAGUCUACCAGUCCCGACUGAUUAUGAAACUGGCUGCUUUGUCGGUAUCCGGGGAUAUUUGGUUAUUGUCUUCGAACUUGCAUUCUAACACAAAUCAAAACGGGCAACAGCAAUCCCAACACUCGCCACUUAAACGCUCGUUUAUAAUGUUGUUAAAAUACAAUAAAUAGCCAGGACUCGCAGCAGGCGGUUUCCUCUGCCUCUCCGACCCCAGCAGCCCAUUUCCAUUGCUCAUGCUGAUUUAUGAAAUGUGGACGCCGAUGUGGCGGCCCACAACCGCAAGCAGAACCCCCACCCCGGCUGAGGCCAGCUCUCCUCUGGCCAGGCUUAGACUCAGUCCUGGGCACUGGGUGCUCGGUACUCGAUUCCAGGGGCCUCUAACUGGGCAAAGCCGGCAGGGGUGAUUGUGUGAUUGUGGGCCGGUGAUUGAGUUGUCGGCCUGCUGGGCUACUGUUUGCAGUUCGCCGAGUGGCUUAUCUUGCGGUGCAUCGCAGCUGUUCGACCAGCCUCCACUUAUCACGGUCCAGGAGGGGUCAAGGGUUACGACUGCACCGGGCACACAGCCCCCAUCUGUGCUCCACUGAACGUAUGGAUCAUAUGAUACAGCAGGUGGUAGGAGAAAUGAUGUUUACUGCCUUGCAGAGUAAUAUAAGCCCAAUCUAUACAUAAUACCUAAUGUAUUCCAUUAAAGUUGUGCAGGUAUCUGCUCUAAUUGCCACUCCUUAGAUACAGUUGCAUCGCAACACCAUGUCUUAUCUUAUCACUUAGUAUGCCUUACUCACCCAUGACUAGGUGCCAGCCGGUCUUGUCCAGAUCUUCCUCAUCGCCUUCCCAGCAUCCGCGAUCACCCCGAUCAAGUCUCAAGUAUUCAAGUCACCAUCUUGCGAUGUGUCCGUACAAUUUUCUUCACACACUUUCCAGUCAUCACUGAUUGAUCACACUGUUCACGUCUUUCAAUUACUGAAGCAAGAAGCCGAGGAUCGCUCCUCGUUCGUCGUGCGGGUCACGCAGUUGCUCACAGACUGAAAACGUAACCCCAGCGGUCGCAACUCUUGAGUCCCGAGCCGGAGAAACCCGAGGAGAAACCCGUUUGGAGGGGCUUAAGAGCACGAUCCGCACUGAAGGCGAUGGGGAUGGGUGCGAUAGGGAGGCGCUAUACGGCCGAUCCGCUUGCACCUUCGAGCCGCUCUCUUCGGGGCUCUCUUAAGCCGGCGCUCUCUCGCUGCCUAUUAGGCACAGGCACCCAUAUUCCAUAUUCCACAUAGUCCUCCAUGUAGCGCCGAUCUGUGGGCGGGACUUGUGGCUGCUCGUGUGCGUAUUAGAUUUUAUAGACCCGCUUGCGACUUGCUCGCCAAGUCCAUUUUGGGCCGGGCCUAUGUACAUUGGCUGCGUGGGGACAGAUGGGCAAACAAAUGAGUGGUCCCCGGUCGCAGCGGGCAUGAAAAUUCAAUUUACACCAACCUGCUACAAAAUGACGUAUCUCUGCAUGUAUUUGCUGGAAUUUAUUCAGCAUAUACUCGGAUAUCUGCGGCGGGUACUUCGUUGUUGGGUGUAACCAGUUCUCGAGCAAAAAAUAUGAAAUCAGCGAUCGAAUAUUUCGUAUUCCGCUUGUGGGCGUGGGCACGCUCCGUUCCUAUCUAUGGUCUUGGCUUUGUGUUUGAUCAUUUUUGUAAAAUGACACAAUUUAAUGAUUUCCAAACAGUUCUCGGCUUGGUCUUUGACUAAUGAUGAAAGCCCCUGGAACUGAUUUGUCAAUUAGUCUUGCAGUCGGCUGUAAUGGCUGUGGUCGAUUUUGGUAAUUUUGUCAGAUUGGGUUCUUAUAUUUGCACUUGAAUAUGACACAUAUCUCGUUCGUUAUAUAAACUUAGGUCUUACAAGUUGGAAAGCUAUUUCCAAAUGUGCGAUUAUAUUUAUUUCUCACUUAAAAUACAGUUUCUAUCUUCACAAUACUAAUUCCAUUUUCGUCUUUCACAAUUCUUGACGCUCUAUCCAAUUAAAAUGAGUUUCUUAAAUGACAAAACAACCAUUUAAAAAUUGAUUUAUUACUACGUAAUGAAACUAUAACAACUAUAGCGACCAUGGCACGCAUUCAAUGGGCUUCCCAGCAUUUAAUCGCUGUCAGGGGCUCCAGAUUGUUUUCUCAGUUAGGGACCUUCUUCGACUUCGCUUGGCUUGGCUAAAUCUAGCCAAACAUCGAACUCAGUUGGUUGGGCACCCACAUCAGCGAACCCCUCCUCCAUCUUUCCAAUCGGAGGCACUUUACAUACGCCGAGUUGAGAUCUUGUAUUCGUAUAAUUGCAAUUUCCAUUCAACUGUUUGUUCGCCGCCGGUCUGUGUCCGACUCCGUUUCAUUUGUUUGGCUAGUUUGCGGUUGUUAGUGCCCAUCAUAAAUUGCAGAAGCGGCCAGGGGAUCCCCUCCCAGUGCCUGGCCAUGCGGACCGGGAGGAGUGGCCGGAGGGAGCGGCACAGGCUAAUCGGUGGCGUUUCAUCUGCGGCCUGCUGUCCUGUUGUCCUGUUGCCUCUUGUUCGCCUGUCGGCGCACGCAUAAUUAGGCCUGAGGACAAUCGUUUUGGACGCUGCACUGCGAGAAAUUGGAGCGAGCUGAUUUAUAUACAUAUAUGUCACAAGAAAUGCUAACCUUUUUACUAAUCAUAUUCGUACAGCUCCUAGAUUAAGUUGCUAAGUUUGGUUUUCAUUUCAUGUACAAUGCUCCACAGCAAUCUACAUUUAAUUUGGCUAAGUGAACUAGUAGCAGGUUACCCCUCGCAAUUUGGCCAAAUAAUUGGUAACCGAAAACAAUAAGCUCGUUCCUCGUACUCCCGGCCAAUCGUGGCAUCCUAAUGCGGCCCAGACAUUUAAAUAGAUGCUAAUUCCCAUCAUAACUGACUGGAGACCCCGUUUCCCGUUCUCGGGUCCAAAUGAACUAAUGAAUUUGAACCCGCCACUCGAUUGUGGCAGACUCACGACGAUUGGAGACGACUGCCAACUUCCUGCUGGCCGCUUUCUUUGCGCGUGAAUCCGUGUAACCGCAACCCGCACCAGAGAAAAGGCACAAAACUGUGAUUUGCCCAAAAACAGAAAGCCGGCCAGAAAGCCUCGCUUUGCGGAUAUAAACGCUUUAAAACUCCAUAUUGUGGCCUGGCCCGGAUGCGACGACAAUUGUGAAGACGACCAAAUGGCCAAAUCCGACUCCGAGUUUAGCUGGCAAAUGUCUACGCAGUGUUGUCGCUUCUGCCGCUUUUGUUGCCCUGCGUUGUUGCCAGUUGGUUGUUGGUAGUUGGUAGUCGCUUGUUGGUUGUUCGCUUGUUGCCGCUUCGUGUCAACUGACUUCUGCCUCAGCUUUCUGCUUUUGUUUCCUCGUGGCAAGCCGCCCCAUUUUGCUUAGCCAGCCAACCCAUAACAUUUUCCCCAACGUUUCCUGCUCACAAUGUGGCCGCUGUCCUGUGGUUCUGAUUGUGUGAUUCCUCCUACAAAAUCGAGGACAGUGGUUCACGAAGAUGUCUUACUUGAAACGAAGAGAUGUCACAAUGAACAGUUCUUUAUUUGUUAUAAUUAUUUAUGUCAGGCAAUAAAUACCAUUCACUUUUCGAUAAUGUAGAAAAGUUGCAAAGUUUAUGUUAUGAAUACUUUAAAUAAACCCAAACUUGCAAGCAAGCCACUUUAGUAUCCAAUAAACCUAGUAUACAAUUUUCAUAGAGACUGGGAUUGUGUUUGUUGAUUUCAAUGAUGUGCCGUUUGGGCAAUAAACACCGGAAUUGGAGUAACCCAAAGCCAUUUCAUCUUGUAUGCAAACCCCUUUGUGCCACGGUUAUCCUUUGGCCUGUUCCCUGGGCAAUUGUGCGUUAGAUUUAAGUGCUUUCGUUUGCCAGGCUUAAUUUGCAUUUUUAUUUUUAUGUUUUCAUUGAAAGCGCCAGCAUCAAUGGAGCCCGCUGGCUGCGGAGGCUUCAGAGGCCGGAGACUUUGGAGGCUCCGGAGGAGAGCACAUUUGGCUAUUCCUUUGUUUUCGGCUUAAAGUUAUCAGUGUCGGUAGAUGUACACGGCAUCAACGGUAGCAGCAACAUGCAAAAUGCAAAUGUUUAUUGGCCAAAUGCUGAACGAUCUCGGCCAGCUGAACUGAGAACGGUCCUUCUGGCUUCGCCUCCGAGUGGCCGGGCGAUUGGAGCGGGUGCUGACUGCCACAAAGUUGUCGCCUUUUGUUGUGGCAGCAACCAUUUUGGUAAAAACAACUAAUCAAUUGGCAAAUGUGCCAUCCGUCAAUCACGCAGUCAGUUGGCGGUGGUGUAGGUCACACGACACCACACGGUGGCUGCUGCGGUGCAACUUCGCUUGCAACUUGAGCUGCAACUGCAACUGCAGCGGCCACCGAAUUGACUCGCAUUCACUUUUGGGGCACAUAAAAUGCCACCUUGGUUGUGAAUGUCAGUUAGCCAAUUUGAAAAUUCAUUCAUUCAGUGCUUUGACGACUCGCUGACUGACUAUUGCCAACAUUUAUUAUUAGCCUUUCCCAAACUGACUAUUUUUGGAGCUGCCGAUGGCCACACAGCAGCAGCAGCAGCAGGCGCAGCAGCGGCAGCCGCAGCAACAACAACAUGCCGCACAUAUCACAGCAAGACAAAUUUCUAUAUAAUUGCAUUUGUCGCAGGCUCUCCGAGCCUCUAAGUUCGAUACCACUGGCGAGGCCAGAUCGGCCAGACAAUGCCAGGCAUUAUUUUUAUAUAAAUUGCAUGCCAUUGGCCCGGCCAGUUGGCAUUCCAUCCAGCCAAUUGUCGGUGGGGAGUUGUGGCUCGAGAGUCGGGCGGGCCAGGGUUUUCGCUCCGAUUGUGUUUUUGCCUCGCUUUUAGCCAGGCUCAAACUCUAAUUGUCAUUUAAUGAGACACGCUCGGCAUUUGCGCACGACACACGACUAUCAAUUUGGCAAGUUGCAGUUGCAGGCAGCGGCAGUAGCAUCAGAUUCAGAAUCGGAAUCAGCAGUAGAAGAAGCCACCGAUGAAUCUGUUCGAUUCGCUGACAACCCCAACUUGUCGCAAGUUAAAUGCGAUAUUGAUGAAGCGCAAGUUGAAAUGGCAUUUAGCAUCUGAACCAGAUGAUAAACUAUUUAACAGAUAAGCUCGAUGAAAUUAAAACCACUUUAAUCUUCUACAGAGCUUGUUCAUCGAGUAAGCGUAUUAAAUGUUUUUAAUAAGCUGGUAUUUAUAGUUUAAAAUUCUUGGCAGUUGCAUGCUGACUCGACAUUCGAAAUUGUUGUGUUUGCAGUUUGGUAUAUGGUAUAUAUAUAAAUAAUGACAAUAGAAUAAUUUCAAAUUAAAUUGCACAUUAUAAAGUGUUCCUAUGACAUCAGCCCUUAAAUGAGAUCAUACUGUUAUUUUUAGAGCAAGAAGUGCUUAAUAGUUUAAUCGGCUGAUAAUGGAUUCAACCCCCAUGAUGAUGUCAGCUGAGAUGUCUGCGCAGUGAGCAGAUAAGGGUCUUUUUUCCCGGCGACUUCCAAUAGCCUCCGUGGCGCAAUUGGUUAGCGCGUUCGGCUGUUAACCGAAAGGUUGGUGGUUCGAGUCCACCCGGGGGCGC
This is a messenger RNA of Drosophila simulans, 9304 nucleotides long. RefSeq names its product serum response factor homolog (gene bs). The coding region runs from base 1270 to 2151 and encodes 293 amino acids. NCBI's taxonomy places the organism in Eukaryota, Metazoa, Arthropoda, Insecta, Diptera, Drosophilidae. Gene Ontology annotation, biological process: positive regulation of transcription by RNA polymerase II. Gene Ontology annotation, molecular function: DNA-binding transcription factor activity, RNA polymerase II-specific; RNA polymerase II cis-regulatory region sequence-specific DNA binding; protein dimerization activity. The transcript is spliced from 3 exons. The record is from RefSeq and is a predicted model, not a curated record.